This is a messenger RNA of Pocillopora damicornis (cauliflower coral), 747 nucleotides long. RefSeq lists its product as uncharacterized. NCBI's taxonomy places the organism in Eukaryota, Metazoa, Cnidaria, Anthozoa, Scleractinia, Pocilloporidae. The record is from RefSeq and is a predicted model, not a curated record.
AAAACCCCAGCUCUACACGAAAGUGAAAGUGAAAAUUGGAUACGCUUCUCACACACUUUUAUCGACUGCUGUUGGGUAGUGCCUUGAGAACGUUCGCCCUUUGAAAUCAUGGGAAAUAACAAGUCGAGAAUGACAUCGGAUUACCCAAGUAACAUGAUCUUCCACGUUAAGAAGAUUUCGUCGACGUUCCUUGGAAGAGAGAUCACCAAACGAUGUGGAAACGAAGGACAGCAUAACGAUCUCGAGGAAAAGGACAAAACAACCUUGAAAUUUUUGCAAGCUGCCAUCUCGUAUAUCUCAGUGGCAACCAACAUGGGAGCAGAUCUUUCAAAUGCUGCAUUCAUUUUUUCACAACCAGGAAAAGAGUUUGUUAUUCAGGCUGGAAAUGGUGACUGGGAGUUCUUUUUUUCAGAAGAUCUAAAAAACGCAAUUCAUGGCCACUGUGUUCGUAAGGCUUCCCGAGGUUUCUGGAAGAGCUGCUCUUCCAGAAACAGAACAGCCAAUCGAGACGGUAGAGCAGCACCAGGACGAAUAAAUGGUUUGCUGGCCCUGCCGUCUGCUGCCUAGAAAAAUCUCUUUCCUUCCACAUCUCGACGGAGAAAUAGAUGAAAAUAAGGAAAUAGACAGAUUUUGUUACCAGUUUGAUACUAUGGGUGACAAAUAACUCCAUAAUCUAUCAGACAAUUUGAGUUUGUUACGUAUCAAAAUUUAUUCGAUUUUAUCCCGUUGUGAGACAUAUAUCCAUAG